This is a messenger RNA of Oldenlandia corymbosa var. corymbosa, 873 nucleotides long. The record is from the annotation of a GenBank genome assembly. NCBI's taxonomy places the organism in Eukaryota, Viridiplantae, Streptophyta, Magnoliopsida, Gentianales, Rubiaceae.
AUGGCCGACGGAGGUGAAGUCGGGGACUGGAAGCAAGAGGCCAUCUCCGGUGGAUCCUUGAAGCACGUUGAUCUCCAAACUGGCACCAAUGGCUGGGCUUCACCUCCAGGUGACCUGUUCUCACUCCGUGGGCCUCAAUACUUCACCAAAAAGUCCAAAGUCCCAUCUGGGCCGUGGCUUCUCCAGCCCGCCGGCGUCGAUUGGCUCCGAUCUAACUCCAAAUUGGAUCACGUCCUCGCUCGGCCCGACAAUCGGGUGAUGAAUUCGCUCAAGCGUGCGAAUCUCCAGGGAAGGAACAUGAAGACCUUUUUGUUCGCCGUGAAUUUGCAGGUUCCAGGACGGGAACAGCACAGCGCCGUCUUCUACUUCGCUACUAAGGAAGACGAAGGUCUCCAACCCGGUUCGUUGCUCUACCGAUUCGUUCACGGAGACGACAAUUUCCGGAACGCCCGGUUCAAGAUCGUCAACCGGAUCGUGAAAGGGCCGUGGAUUGUGAAAGCGGCGGUGGGGAACUACGCGGCUUGCCUUCUGGGGAAAGCCCUGAAAUGCAACUACUAUGUCGGAGAUAAUUACUUGGAGAUCGAUGUUGACAUCGGAAGCUCCGCAAUUGCGAGCGCGAUUUUGCAUUUGGCGUUGGGAUACGUGACGGCGGUCACAAUUGACAUGGGAUUCUUGGUGGAGUCGCAGUCGGAGGAAGAGUUGCCGGAGAAAUUGUUCGGCGCCGUCAGGGUUUGUCAGAUGGAGAUGUCGUCGGCGACUUAUGUUGAGAACAAUAGUAAUAACAAUAGCCUGAACACGGUGUCGUUUAAGAAGGGGCACGCGGUGAAUCACAGUGGGUGCAGUAGUAAAGUCCAGGAUGAAGAGGGGAGCUGA